AUGGGAAUGAGUGAUACCCCGGGCAGGCCUCUGAAAAACAGCAAGUAUUCGUUCCUUUUAGAAAAUUCAUCACACGUACAUAACGUCUUUCUAAUAAAUUUCGUUUCAGGUCAGGGCCGUGUGAACCAGCUUGGCGGAGUGUUCAUAAACGGCCGUCCACUUCCAAACCACAUACGUUUAAAGAUCGUCGAAAUGGCGGCCGCCGGUACGCGUCCCUGCGUUAUCUCGCGGCAAUUGAGGGUGUCGCACGGAUGCGUAUCAAAAAUUUUGAAUCGCUACCAAGAGACUGGAAGCAUACGACCGGGCGUAAUCGGCGGAUCGAAACCGCGCGUCGCGACCCCAGAGGUGGAAAAUCGGAUCGAGCAGCUUAAGCGUCAAAAUCCCGGAAUUUUUUCGUGGGAAAUAAGAGAGAGACUGGUCAAGGAAGCCGAUCUAAACUUGACCUCGCCAACGCCCGAAGCGGAUCCUCCUGGGGAAGGUAUUCCAGAUCCGCCGAGCGUUAGUUCCAUUAGCAGAUUAUUGCGAGGUGGUGGAAGACGUGAUGAGCUCGACUGCAAAAAGGAUUAUACAAUUGAUGGGAUACUCGGAGGUAGAGAAGAUGAGAGUGACACCGAGUCGGAACCUGGAAUUCCCCUGAAACGCAAACAACGACGUUCCCGGACAACAUUCACAGGCGAGCAAUUGGAAGCACUAGAAAGAGCGUUCAGUCGGACGCAGUACCCAGAUGUUUAUACAAGGGAAGAAUUAGCGCAACAGACCGGAUUAACGGAAGCUCGAAUACAGGUGUGGUUUUCCAACCGAAGGGCGCGAUUACGAAAGCACGCCGGUAACGGCAAUCCGGCGACGACGCUCAGCUUCGCAUCUCUACCUUUAGCGAAUAUGACCUGCCAGUACACGUCCGACGCGGCCCAGCACGAUUGGAAAAACUCCCAGUUCGUCAACUACAACAUGCUCCAGCAGACGUCGUUCAAUUCGAACAGCCAGGACGUCGCCCGCGCCGAUUACGCUACGAUAUUCGACGCGAACUACGCGAUGGCGCACGCGCACACCCAGGCGCACUCCCAAGUCAACAACCCGAUGAUGCACCGGAUGAAGGAGGUCGACGACAAGGCGAACCAAAGUAACCCGCACGGGUCCAUGUGGGGCAAGAAUAUGGAGUGGGGUUCGCUCCCGAUGAACCUGCAGCCGGAAAACCUGUCUUAUAAUAUUAACGAUAUGUUUGGUGCCUCCCAGUAUACGGUUAAUGCCGCUAAAAAUUAUUGGGCUUAGCUUGUUUGUUAUAUUUAAAAAUACUUUCUGUACAUAUCUUUCAUUAAUAUAAGGUAUUCUGU
This is a messenger RNA of Photinus pyralis (common eastern firefly), 1331 nucleotides long. RefSeq names its product protein gooseberry-neuro-like. The coding region runs from base 1 to 1269 and encodes 422 amino acids. Gene Ontology annotation, molecular function: RNA polymerase II cis-regulatory region sequence-specific DNA binding; DNA-binding transcription factor activity, RNA polymerase II-specific. Gene Ontology annotation, biological process: regulation of transcription by RNA polymerase II; anatomical structure development. The record is from RefSeq and is a predicted model, not a curated record. The transcript is spliced from 6 exons. Lineage: Eukaryota; Metazoa; Arthropoda; Insecta; Coleoptera; Lampyridae.